AUGUCUGAAUCAUCUAGUGUGAAGAAACGCCUCGACUCCAUCUAUAAAGGUCUGUCUACGAAUAUGUGCCAUGUCCAUGUUUACGAUAUAUUAUGUCAAGACAUAAAGCGAUGGAUACCUGCCUCUGAGCCAUGUUCUGUUCACCGACUGGACAAGCCUACCACAGGCUGCCUUCUUGUCGCGUUGAAUAGCGUCAGUGGCAAGUCGCUCUCCCGCCAAUUCACUCAGGGCACGGUACAGAAGAGUUAUCUGGCCCUUGUCCGUGGUGGAGAAAAGUCAUUCAGCUCCAAGCAAGGCCGCAUCGAAGCGCCUAUUUCUUACCUUGAUGGACGGGCUCAGAUAGAUGAUUCAGGGAAGGAAGCUAUUACAGAAUGGGAGGUGUUGGGUGCAUCCACCAAAAUACCUCUUUCUUUAUUGAGACUCGGGCUAGUGACAGGUAACAAGCACCAGUUGCGGAUACACCUUGCAAAAAUAUUGCAAACACCUAUUGUCGGCGACUCACUUUACUCCUCAAAGCCCUUAGCUCCAGCGAUUGCUGAAGUCACAGAUAUCCCAGAAAAUCGGUUGUUUUUACAUGCUUCUGAGAUUUCGUUCUAUAAAUACACGGAACGGGGAAAACGUUAUCGUUUGAAGAUUCGCUCCCCUAUACCUCCGGAUUUGAAAAUUGUUUGCGAGGAUGCAGACAUUGAUUUACCUCAUAUCGAUGGAACUGUGGUCAUUGACGAGGAAGUUGACGGCAUUGACGAUCGAUAUCUCUGGGAUCGCCGAAAAUACAAUUAA
Messenger RNA from Psilocybe cubensis, 780 nucleotides. RefSeq lists its product as uncharacterized. Gene Ontology annotation, biological process: pseudouridine synthesis. The transcript has 5 exons. The coding region runs from base 1 to 780 and encodes 259 amino acids. Lineage: Eukaryota; Fungi; Basidiomycota; Agaricomycetes; Agaricales; Agrocybaceae. The record is from RefSeq and is a predicted model, not a curated record. Gene Ontology annotation, molecular function: pseudouridine synthase activity; RNA binding.